Molecule: messenger RNA, 555 nt
Organism: Trypanosoma brucei brucei TREU927
Lineage: Eukaryota; Euglenozoa; Kinetoplastea; Trypanosomatida; Trypanosomatidae
Exons: 1
Coding region: 1-555 (184 amino acids)
Source: RefSeq, a predicted model, not a curated record
AUGCCGCAUAUUACUACGCCCUUUUUCGUGACAUUGCGCAGUGGUGAGCGCCUCCGACUGAACUCGGGAGAUGACGGUCGGCUCCCACGUUUUCUCGCCGCUGUGAAAACGCUCGUGUUCACGCGACAGUUGCCUUCCAACGCGACUACUGCUGUUGGUGCAACCCCAACCACUGCGACUGUAUCGGUCAUUGCCCAUAGCAACGGAGGCGAAGGACAUUCCGACUCCUCCAGUUUUACCAUCUUCAGCCACACCUUCGACGUGGUUAUUGGCGUAAACUCUGGGAAUGGGAAAAAGAGACCGAGGGAAGAGGAACCGAAGGGAGAGAGGGCAGGUGCCGCCUCCCACUCCGUCUCCACAACUGACACUUUUUCCGUCCGACUGCGCUCACCCGUUUGGCUGACGUCUGGGGACCUGGUUAACGAGUUGGAGGUGAAGAGCAUGUUUGGUAAAGGUGCGGAUGAUGGUGGGAUUUGUGCCGUGACACUCUGCGGUACACAACAGACGAUUCUAUCAAAACAACAAGUGUCGCUUUUGCGGUCUACCACCGAAUGA